CACGACAGACUCCAGACUUCCGUUGUAAUUCAUUAUGAUAAUACUGGUGACCAUAAAAGGCAAAGUAAUACACAGAGUAACCAUGACAACUGAUGAGAAAAAAAUGGAGGAAAACAAUAAAAGCGGUUGUGCUCGUUGUGAAGACGCUGGGAGGAAUGGAGGUAGUCUUUUUUACGACUUUGUCCUGUCAAUCUGCCAAAGCCGACAGUUUACUGCUUUCAUCCUUCUCAUAAUUUUUCUGGACAAUAUAUUGAUAUUUGAUCUGAUCAUUCCUGCUCUGAAAAAUGUUCCUGCUUUUUCUAAGGUCACAGACGGGUUUUUCCUGUUAAUGUAUGUGGUGGAGUUUUUUAUGAAGGUUUAUAUUGACCCACGAGGUUACUGGAGAAAUCCUCUAAACAUCCUUUCUUCCAUCGUUGUGAUGCUUUCAUGCAUUUUUGUGUUUCUGGGCAUCACAACGCACAACACAAGUGUGCGUGUCUUUCUAACAUUCAGGCUCACAGAGAUACUACAUAAGCAAGAAGUUUUACAGGUAUUGGCAGCUGCCUACUGGAGGGGAGCAAAGAGGGCGGUGUGUUUGGUUGGAGUAGUAUGUCUGACGAUGAUUACAUUCGCUCUAAUUGGGCAACAUUUGUUUGGUGACAACUGGGUAGACCUCAGGGAAAGUCUCGUGAUUCUGUUCUCCUUGGCAACGUUAGAUGACUGGAGACUUUUCCAGCAGAUAUUGUAUGACCAGGGGAUGAACUUAAGCUGGAUCUACACAAUGAGCUUCCUGAUUCUCGUCCACUUUCUCCUGAUUCCUGUCAUUACUCAGUUGUUUACUAUAGAGAUGAGUAAUAUUACUGAGGAGAUGCAGAAAGUCAUGAAGGACACCCAAAUAAAGAAGCUUCAAGACUUUCAGGAGCACCUUAAUCAAGAGACAAUGAUUAUAGAGCUGCUUCAGGAAGAGAGGGACGGAGACUUGGAAAGAGCUAUGAAGCAGAUUGAACAGACUCUGAGUCAUGAUAAAACUACAGUGACGGAAAGCCAAUGCAGUAGUGCAUCUUUCAUCAGAGCACAUCUGACAGUGCAAACACACCAUGAAACCAUCAUAGAGCUACAUCAGCUCUACAGUGAUAUGAUCCAACUACUUAAGGAGCUGCUAAAGUGGAAGCUCAAUGAGGAACGAAGCAGGAGCGCAAGCAGAAAAUUUAGGAUCUUAAAUCAGCCUGCAAUUUAAUUGUUUUUAUUUUUCCCAAAAUAACUAUAUUACUGACAAAUCUUUUAAUAAUAAAUAGAAUUAACUCACAGAAA
Molecule: messenger RNA, 1290 nt
Organism: Misgurnus anguillicaudatus (oriental weatherfish)
Lineage: Eukaryota; Metazoa; Chordata; Actinopteri; Cypriniformes; Cobitidae
Product: cation channel sperm-associated protein 3
Biological process (GO): transmembrane transport; sodium ion transport; flagellated sperm motility
Cellular component (GO): membrane; acrosomal vesicle; CatSper complex
Molecular function (GO): voltage-gated calcium channel activity
Source: RefSeq, a predicted model, not a curated record